Messenger RNA from Planococcus citri (citrus mealybug), 865 nucleotides. RefSeq lists its product as uncharacterized. The coding region runs from base 104 to 490 and encodes 128 amino acids. The record is from RefSeq and is a predicted model, not a curated record. The transcript is spliced from 3 exons. NCBI's taxonomy places the organism in Eukaryota, Metazoa, Arthropoda, Insecta, Hemiptera, Pseudococcidae.
UCAGAUUUUUCAAAAUUUGAAAUUUCCAGCAUUUCCAGCAAAAAUUUUGCUUGUUUUUUCGAUUUUUGCAAAAAAUAUAAUCUUCUCAAGCUUUAAAUUCGGUAUGAAGCUUUUAAAAAAUGCUUUUUUGGCAGGAUUUUUCGCCUCAUGUGGAAGCGUUUUUGCUAAAUUCUCAUCGAGUUUCGAAUCCGAAGAAUCCAGUUUUGCAAGUUGGAAUAUAUUUAUCUACGUUUCAUUCAUGACACUGAUGAUACUCUGUAAUUCGACCGGUCUAUUUUUCUUCACGAAAUCUUUGCACGAUGUAGACAACACAGUUGUGGCUACUUUAGCCAGCACCGUUAGCAAUUACAUUAAUUCGGGUGUCAUGGGAAUAUUGUUUUUCAACGAAACGUUAUCGUGGUACUGGUUCAUCGGAUGCUCUUUCGCUGUAAUUGGUAUUCUGUUCACUGCAUCGGAAGAAACUCAACAAAAUCGAGAUAAAAAUAAGUGAAGAGUAGUUUGCCAUGCUUGUGUUUCAUGACCUGUCAAAAUGUCUAGUGAUGAGUGAUCGAUCAUCGAUCAGAUCAGUCGAGUACGAAUACUGCACGAAGAAGUAAUCGUUUGAAGGAAACGAUUAUCUCACAAUGUUUCAUAUUAUUGGGUUCAUCUUUUUGCGAGCUCGAUGUGAUGCUCAAUUAUGAGUAUUUUAUUUCAAUAAAUCAUGAAGUUUGUGAGGGUAAUGGAACGAAAGAAGGGAGGGUUACUUUGUAUUGAGGAAUGAGGAUUGGAACUUGGAAGUAUUAAUUAUUAUUAAUCUGUACGAAAUCUGGAAGUCGUUUGAAUACUUUCGCAAAGUUCAACAUAAUAAAGAAAUUUUCUCAAGAGA